ACCCACCCCUCCCACCGGACGUUGUAAAGGUUGUGAAAGAGAGGAAGCAAGAGGAGGAAGAAUAUAUCCAUACACAAAGCGUACCUUCUUCUUACGGUGACUUCGUUCCAGAAGGCAGAAAUCUGCAAGGAUGAGCAAAUUCGGUGGAGCUGCUGUCCUUCCGGUAUACCAUGAAGAAGAAGAUGAAGACUUGUUCGAGACAUCAUCGUCCAUCUCAGGCGACUCCGAUGAUGAGGCCCAAUUUUCAGACAGCGAGGAAGCUGAAGCUCAAGAAUACCAGUUUGCGCAACAGGCAGCUUCACAGGCGACAAGGCUGAAUUCAGUUAGCCUCUAUGAUCUGUCAUCUAUGAUGGCACAACUCCCUGUCAAGAAAGGAUUGUCCAAAUACUACGACGGGAAAUCUCAAUCAUUUGCAUGUUUGUCCGAGGUGAGAUGCCUAGAGGAUCUACGCAAGAAAGAGAGUCCAUACAAGAAGAUCAAAUCAUCAAAGAGCUAUGUAGCACUGGAUGGGAACCAGCAAGCUUGUCAUAUACCUGGAGCAAACAGCACAUCAAUAGCCAAGAAGUCCUCUGGAAGUUCUUGCGCAAAUCUGAUGGCUAGGAAUAACACCAAGAACAUGCUCUAUAGGCCUCCCCCAAUUCCUGUACACAAAAAUGGAUACCAUCAGUAGGGACACCAUUGAAAUGUUUUCUUUUUGUCAGGGUUUCAGGUCUGUUCUUUUUUUGAGGAUUUUGUUGACAAGCAUAUUAGCCUGUCGCAGAUGUAAGAGGAUUUCUUUCUCUGCCAUCUACAGAGAAUCAUUUUGUUCAUGAAGACAUCAAUUCUGUUUGUAAAUAACUAAACUGAAUUUUUCAUUCAACUGUCUAGGGCUGAUGAACAAUCUUCUAUCUCUGAAUUUU
This is a messenger RNA of Oryza brachyantha (malo sina), 899 nucleotides long. RefSeq lists its product as uncharacterized. The transcript has 2 exons. The record is from RefSeq and is a predicted model, not a curated record. Bases 131 to 670 code for a protein of 179 amino acids. Lineage: Eukaryota; Viridiplantae; Streptophyta; Magnoliopsida; Poales; Poaceae.